AUGGCAGCGAGAGGGUUGCACUUCCAGGCAAAAAGGCAAGUCGUAUUUCUCUUUCUGUUUGGGGGAGCUUGUUUGGCAGGUUCUGGGGUCCGACAUUAUUCAGUGAGAGAGGAAACAGAAAAAGGAUCAGUUGUGAUCAACUUGGCACAGGAUCUGGGACUAAAGGUCGGGGUACUGUCUGCAAGGAACACCAGGGUGGUUUCCGAUGAAAACAACCAGCGCUUGCUCCUGGAUCCCCAGACUGGGGACUUGCUCACAAAUGAGAAGCUGGACCGGGAGGAGUUGUGCGGCCCCACGGAACCCUGUGUCCUGGAUUUUCAAAUUUUAAUGGAUAAUCCCUUUCAGAUUUACCGGGCUAAACUGAGAGUCAUGGAUGUAAAUGAUCACUCACCAGUGUUUCGAGACAAAGAAAUGGUCUUAAAAGUACCAGAAAACACAGCUGAAGGGACAGCAUUUCGACUAGAAAGAGGACAGGAUUCUGAUGGAGGAAUUAAUAGUAUCCAAAAUUACACGAUAAGCCCCAACCCUUUCUUCCAUCUGAAAAUUAGUGGCAGUGAGGAAGGUACAAUCUAUCCAGAGCUCGUGUUGGACCAAGCGCUGGACUGGGAGGAACAGCAGGAGCUGAGCCUAACCCUCACAGCCCUGGACGGUGCGUCUCCACCCAGGUCUGGGACUGCCUCCAUACGCAUAGUGGUGCUGGACGUCAAUGACAACCCUCCACUGUUUGCCCAUGACCUCUAUGGAACCCAGAUUCCAGAAGACAGCCCCGCAGGGUCCCUGGUCAUGAAAGUCUCUGCAGGAGAUACAGACUCGGGAGUCAAUGCAGCCGUGUCCUAUUCACUCUUAGAUGCUUCUGAAGACGUUCGAACGACGUUUCACAUCGAUCCUUCCUCUGGGGAAAUCAUUCUCAGAGCGUUGCUUGAUUAUGAGAUAGUAAAGUCAUACAGAAUCAAUAUACAGGCAACAGAUGGUGGAGGACUGUCGGCGAGGUGCGCGGUGUUGGUGGAGGUGUUAGACACCAACGACAACCGCCCUGAACUGAGCAUAUCAUCCAUGACUGACCACAUUGCUGAGAAUUCUCCGGAGACAGUGGUGGCUGUUUUCAAAGUUAAAGACAGAGACGCAGGAGAAAACGGGAAGAUGGUAUGCUCCAUCCAGGAUGACCUUCCAUUCCUUUUGAAAUCUACGGUUGACAACUUUUAUGUUCUAAUGACAGCAGGACCGCUGGACAGGGAGGCCAGGGCCCAGUACACCAUCACCAUCACCGUCUCUGACCUGGGCACGCCCAGGCUGCAGAGCCAGCACAACGUGACAGUGCACGUGUCCGACGUCAACGACAACGCGCCCACCUUCAGCCAGGCCCUGUACACCCUGUUCGUGCUGGAGAACAACAGCCCCGCGCUGCACAUCGGCAGCGUGAGCGCCAGCGACAGGGACGCGGGCACCAACGCCCAGCUCACCUACUCGCUGCUCACACCUCGGCCCCAGCAGGUGGACGUGGGCGCGCUGGUGGCCCUGGACGCGGCGAGCGGGCAGCUGUUCGCGCUGCGCGCGCUCGACUACGAGACCCUGCGCGCCUUCGAGUUCGGCGUGCGCGCGUCGGACGGCGGGUCUCCGGCGCUGAGCGGCGAGGCGCGCGUGCGCGUGGUGCUGCGCGACGCCAACGACCACGCGCCGCGCGUGCUGUACCCGCCGCGCAACGGCUCUGCGGCGGGCGCGUGCCCCGAGCUGGUGCCGCGCGGCGCCGAGGCGGGCUACGUGGUGAGCAAGGUGGUGGCGGUGGACGGCGACUCGGGCCGCAACGCGUGGCUGUCGUACGAGCUGCUGCAGGCCACGGAGCCCGGGCUGUUCGGCGUGUGGGCGCACAGCGGCGAGGUGCGCACGGCGCGGCCUGUGAGCGAGCGCGACGCGCCGCAGCAGCGGCUGCUGGUGCAGGUGCGCGACCACGGCGAGCCGCCGCUCUCGGCCAGCGUGGCGCUGCACGUGCUGCUGGUGGACGGCUUCUCGCAGCCCUACCUGCCGCGGCCCGACGCGCCGGCGGGGCAGGCGGGGCAGGCGGGGCAGGCGGGUGUGGGGGGUGUGGGGGGCGAGGCUGGGCAGGCGGAGGCGCUGACGGUGUCGCUGGUGGUGGCGCUGGCGGCGGUGUCUUCUCUGUUCUUGGCGUCUGUGUUGGCGCUGGUGGCCGCGCGGCUGUGUGGGCGCGGCGGGGCCGGGGCUGGGGCUGUGGCGGUGGGGUCAGGGUGUGGGGUGUCUGUGGCCGAGGGCCGCUUCUUCCCUGCCGGGGCUGGGUGUGGUGGUGUGGGUCCUCUGGUGGACGUGGGCGGGGCGGGGACGCUGUCGCAGAGCUACCAGUAUGAGGUGUGUGUGAGUGGAGGGAGUGGGACUGGUGAGUUCAAGUUCAUGAAGCCGAUUAUACCUAACCUCACAGCCAAGGUUACUGGCAAAGAAAUAGAGCAUUCUCCUCUCCACAGUGGGUUUGAGUUCAAAUAUGAAUAA
Ochotona curzoniae (black-lipped pika) is the source of this 2496-nucleotide messenger RNA. RefSeq names its product protocadherin beta-9-like. Gene Ontology annotation, cellular component: plasma membrane. The record is from RefSeq and is a predicted model, not a curated record. Gene Ontology annotation, molecular function: calcium ion binding. NCBI's taxonomy places the organism in Eukaryota, Metazoa, Chordata, Mammalia, Lagomorpha, Ochotonidae. The coding region runs from base 1 to 2496 and encodes 831 amino acids. The transcript has 2 exons. Gene Ontology annotation, biological process: homophilic cell-cell adhesion.